This is a messenger RNA of Helobdella robusta, 951 nucleotides long. RefSeq lists its product as hypothetical. The record is from RefSeq and is a predicted model, not a curated record. The transcript has 5 exons. NCBI's taxonomy places the organism in Eukaryota, Metazoa, Annelida, Clitellata, Rhynchobdellida, Glossiphoniidae. Bases 1 to 951 code for a protein of 316 amino acids.
AUGGAAGCCAAUUUAAAUGGAGAUAUACUAAUGGAUGAAGAGGAAGAGAAAAAGGAGGAGAAAACGAUGGAGAGAGAGUAUAGUCUUUGCGUGAUCGUGUGCAGUUGUGCCGCAAGCGUUUUUGUGGCUGCCGUAAUAACUGUGGCGAUUUUUACAGUAACCACUUUGAAGACGAAUAAUAAUAAUAGUAAUAACGCAUCCAUCCAAACAUUACCAAAUCCAAUCGCUACUACAACCGAAUCUUCAAAUACUCCUACUACCACCAAAAACGUGCAACAACAGCCAGUAGCUGAUGAAGUUACUACUUCUGCUGCUACAUCCACUGCUGUAGCAGUUACUACAGAAACUUGCAGGCCACGCGACGCCACCGCGAACUACAUGCCAGCGUCAGAACCAACUUUCACGGCGACAAAUGGCACUUACCUUUAUUCCAAGAAUAGUAUCAAAAAAGCCUUAUUCGGCUACAACAAUACUCUGUACAAUGCGAGAAUAGAGUUCACAAGUGGUGAUAGUAAAAAUCUUUCAGUGGCUGAGUUAGUCAGUUUGGGGAUGAGUUUCGAGAAUGUGGAAUAUUUUGCCGUGUUAGUGUACGCUCCACCUGGCGAUGUUGUACAUAGUGUGGCUGGAAAGCCAUUGUAUAAUGAUAAGACUAAACAAGAGAGCCUGAUAAGCAACAGCAGAUAUGCGUUCUUAUCGAUCGUAAUCGGGUUAACUCCUAUCAAACCGUCAAGAGACACCGAAACUAUGACCAUCUUAAUCGAUAAGAGAUCGUACGGCAGGGAUGUUACAUACAUCGGCGGAUCUAGAGAACUUUUUCGUAGGGCAAGAUUUGUGGUAGUGUGGCCAAAAUUAGUGUGGCUUUCCCCGUUCUACCCCCACUUAGAUCCGCCACUGGCUACAUACAAAUGCGUAGAGUUUGAACUCUCAGUUCAAUUCCGAACAAUGAGAUGA